UAGAACCGCGAGGACACGCAGCUUCGUCGCGGUGACGCCAUUCGCCAGCGACUGCACCGGUCCGGAGCUUCUGUGUACCGGUGCUUCUCCGGCGUGAAAUUCUAGAGGAGCUCUUUCUCGUCCGCGGCCUGUGACCCGAGAGCUACAAAGAAAGCGGCGAGAUGACGGACCGCUACACCAUCCACAGCCAGCUGGAGCACCUGCAGUCCAAAUACAUCGGCACCGGCCACGCCGACACCACCAAGUGGGAAUGGCUGGUGAACCAGCACCGCGACUCCUACUGCUCCUACAUGGGCCAUUUCGACCUUCUCAACUACUUCGCCAUUGCGGAGAAUGAGAGCAAAGCUCGAGUCCGCUUCAACCUGAUGGAGAAGAUGUUGCAGCCUUGCGGACCGCCAGCCGACAAGCCUGAGGAGAACUGAGGUCCCGCCUUGUCUGCGCUGUACGGAAGGGCGCGUGUCCCUGCCCCAGGUGGACCGAUUCUCCACGGUUUCUUCUCCUCCUUUCCCUGUACAGAAGGUGCUUGCUUACUCCGGCCAUCUCUCCUGACCCGCCUUCAUGUGGACCCUUCGGAACACAGCGUUGGGGAGACAGUCAGGACGCCUGAGAACCGUGACCAUGGACAUACUAGAGCCAGCGAGCGUUAGGAGAGACUGCACUGGAGUGAGACGCGAUGUGGAGGCUCAUUUUGGCUGAUUGUCGUUGAUUUUUUUUCCAUAAAGUUUA
Molecule: messenger RNA, 726 nt
Organism: Pteronotus mesoamericanus
Lineage: Eukaryota; Metazoa; Chordata; Mammalia; Chiroptera; Mormoopidae
Gene: SF3B5
Product: splicing factor 3b subunit 5
Exons: 1
Coding region: 162-422 (86 amino acids)
Biological process (GO): mRNA splicing, via spliceosome
Cellular component (GO): U2 snRNP; precatalytic spliceosome
Source: RefSeq, a predicted model, not a curated record